CACGCGCAGGGAAGGAGCUUGGUGGCAGCAAUGUUACCAAGAGUGUAACGAAGGUGUCACGCACUGGAAAGAAGCUUGGUGGCAGCGAUGUGACCGAGAGUAUAACGAAGGUGUCACGCGCUGUGAAGGAGCUUGUGUAACAGGGGAGGUAAUUCAAAGCCGUUGUUUCACUAUAGUAAACUGAUAACUGUCCCAGUUAAACAGCUACAACAAGUAACAGAGAUGGAAAAUCCAGCCGUGACAAUUUUCAGAAAUUACCUCAAGAUAAAGUCCGUGCAGCCAGAACCUGAUUACAGCGAAACUACAGCAUUUCUGUCAGAUCUAGCAAAGGAUAUUGGUCUAGAAUGCAAAGUUGUGGAGGCUCUGCCCGGCAAGCCGUUUGUGGUGAUGACGUGGAGGGGGACGGACCCGGGGCAGAAGUCGCUGAUGCUGCAUUCCCACGUGGAUGUGGUGCCCGUCUUCCCUGAGCAAUGGAAAGUUGAUCCGUUCAGUGCUGAAAAGACAGACAAUGGAGAUAUCAUAGCGAGAGGGUCACAGGAUAUGAAAUGCAUUUCAAUUCAAUACCUGGAAGCUAUCAGACGUCUGAAGGCCGAUGGGAAACAGUGUCUGAGAGACAUUCACCUCACAUUCUCUUCAGAUGAAGAGAUUGGGAGUAAGCCGAUGGCUGCUUUUGUGAAACAUGAGGCGUUCAAAAAGUUAAACGUUGCUUAUGCUUUAGAUGAAGGGAUUGCCAACCCUGGGAAGGAAUUCCGUGUGUUCUACGGCGAGCGCUCCAUGUGGUGGGUCCAGGUGACCUGCAAGGGGCGGCCAGGUCAUGGGUCAGGGUUUAUAGAAAACACUGCUGCCUCAAAAGUGCGGAAAGUGAUGAAUAGUUUCCUCCAGUUCCGUGAUGAUGAAGAAAACAGAUUGAAAUCAGAUCCGAAUCUAAGUCACGGGGAUGUGACCACCGUUAACAUGACAAUACUGAAGGGAGGAAUCCAGUUUAAUGUUGUGCCGGCAGAAUUAGGUUUAUCAUUUGAUAUACGUAUGCCCCCGUCUGUGGAUGUGAUCAAGUUUGAGAAUCAGAUCAAGGCGUGGUGCCAGGAGGCCGGCGAGGACGUCACAUACGACUUUGUUAUUAAGGACACCAAUACUAAGACUGCUCCCAUCUCCAAACAGGACCCCUGGUGGAACGCCUUCAGCUCCACACUGGAGAGACUGGGGGUGGAGUAUAAGACAGAGAUCUUCCCUGCUGGCACAGACAGCAGGUUCACCAGAGAGUGUGGCAUCCCUGCCCUGGGUUUCUCCCCGAUGAACCACACCCCCAUCUUGCUGCAUGACCACAACGAGUUCCUCAACGAGAAGGUCUUCCUGCGCGGCAUCGACAUCUACUACGAGAUCAUCCCUGCCCUCGCCAACGUCACAGCCUAAAAGGGGGACUCAUUGCUUGAGUGUUUCCCAUGCCAGGCAGUCAGACAGUGUUAUCUGUGGCAUUUAGCCUUGUUUGGAGGAAAGAACACCCCUUGUCUCACCGAUGUACUUCAGUGGUAUGAAUACUGUAAUAUGCAGAUUUAUUUAGUCAAGCUAUUUAGGUAUUAUUUAGGCAGAUCUAUGUUUUGGUGCUGGUCAUGCUAGCAUAGCAUCCUCAUCACUUAUGCAAUUUUAUGGUUUCAGCUUGUUAAGUUUGUUUUGGGUUUUAUUUAGAAAUCUGUAUUAACAAACCUACUACAUUUGUUUUUGUUUCUGACAUGGAUUUAGAACUACAGUCAAGUCUCGUUAAUCCGACACUCGUUAAUCCGACAAUCGGCUUCAUCGGACACUAAUGAUGGGAACCGAUUAAAUCAGUGCUAUUUAAACCCAUUAAUCCGACAGUCGACACUCCGACUCAGACACACCUAAUUUGCAACGAAUUACCGAAAUCACGCAUUAAUCAGUCUCGUUAAUCUGACACAAUGAUCAGCGUACUCCGUGGUCAUCUGCCCGCGAGUACACAGCCCGUGUUUUGAUGCGAAACGAGUUGGCUGGUAGCUGCAUAUUACAACGGCUGCAGAGAUAAACUUGCUUAACCAUAAACAAUUAAUGAACAAUUAGUGUUUGUAUCGUUAUCUUUCGUGUAGUUUCGAUUUUCGAUCAUGAACGUUGAUACUACUUAAUUUCGUUUAUCCGACAUACUUGUUAAUCCGACAUAAUCAUAUGCAGCCAACCAUGUCGCAUUAACAGGACUUGACAGUAUACAGAAUAAAAAUCUAAUAUAUUUUUAAUGUUAUUUGACUUAGAAAAUCUCAAUACAGUGCCUAGUGAUACAAGUAUGUCAAGAAAAUAUUGCCAUGAACUUCUUUAUUUAAUCAGAGUCAUUAUUGGAAUGAAUUUAUGUAAAAUUAUUGCCAAUCAACUAAUCGCAAAGUUGAUAGCGUGUCAUGACAUGGGUCAUGGCUCGCAAUAUCAGUCACUGGAUUGUCUGGUCCAGGCACAAUUAUGUACAGACUGACAUCAUAUAGCUGGAACAUUGCUGAGUGCAGCGUUAAAAAAUAAACAAACAUAUAUUUUGAUCACAGAAAGCAAAGGUUAUGGUUAUCGGACAUGGUUGCCAUGGUUACGUCAUGUAAGCAGGUCACGUUAGAAACUAAACAAAUGAAGUACUGUACAAAAACAUAGUUUUAUUUGUAUAUGUAUGUACAGAAUGAGUUGAAUGAUAUUUCAGGGAUGAUUGUAUUGAAAUUGUUGCAAUAUUUACCAAUUGAACAAAUUAUGUUAUUUGAUAUUUCCUGAUAUUUCCUACUUAUAUUUGAACAUGGAAAUAAACAGUUUUUAAAGUA
Molecule: messenger RNA, 2795 nt
Organism: Haliotis rufescens (red abalone)
Lineage: Eukaryota; Metazoa; Mollusca; Gastropoda; Lepetellida; Haliotidae
Product: aminoacylase-1B-like
Exons: 16
Coding region: 223-1410 (395 amino acids)
Biological process (GO): amino acid metabolic process
Cellular component (GO): cytoplasm
Molecular function (GO): aminoacylase activity
Source: RefSeq, a predicted model, not a curated record